GCAAAUAAAUAGUGAAUCAAAUACACAAUCUUCAUGUUAAACAAGCAAUUGAUGAAUUGUGACUGAAAUAAAAUCGUGAGGACUUUCGUUUCUGCGAAAUAAACGAAAGUAGAAGAAGCAGGCAGUACAAUACACGGUAACAAGCGACGGAAGUGAAAUAGAUUGAUAGCAAUAUAUAUAUACAAAAGACAGUCAAUGUCACAACAUUCGGAAAACGAUAGCGAUGAUGAUGAUUGUGAAUACUGUGAGUAAAUCAUCCAUUCAUCCAUUUUUUACUUCUAUUUCCAUUUAUUCUGUCACUCGUGCUGAAAGAAGAUUCUUUUCUUUAUUCGAUAUUUAUUUUUUUUUUCUUCUCUUUCUUCAACCUGCCCCAUUCCAAUCCAUAAAGUUCUUCAGCCUGUCAGCAAUCAGUAUAACAUCAGUGAAAAAAUAAAGGAGGCAAACCAACAGCUUUAUAAAAGUGAACAUUCACAACGUUCACAGCCAAAGGUAAGAUUUAGAGAUCAUCAACUAGUCGAUUACGAACCAGAGGACGAGAAUGGCAUAAUAAUAAUGGAGAGAAGAAGAUCAUCACAGUCUAGUAGUAUAAUCUUUAAAAAGGAAGAGGAAUCAUCAGAUGAUGGCUAUAUAGACGAUGAUUUGUUCGAUCCAUCGACAGAGGAAAGACUCAUCAUUGAAACAAUUGAAAUUGAAGAGGUUUGUGAGGAAAUAGAAGUAUUAGAUAUAAGUGAUAAUAAUAAUAGAGCAUUUGCAAAUGGUAUUGACGAGAGUCUGGACAUUGAGGAAGCAAAAUACGAGGAAGAUGAAUUCUACAAGGACGAUGAAAUCAGAGACGCCACAAUGUCUAAAGAAAAUGAAAUAAUAUCGGAACCGAGAGAAAAAUCUAGUUCAGCUAAGAGGAAAUUUCGUACAAAAAUAUGUCCAAUUGGCAACAUUCCGGUUGAUGAGCGAAGGACACGUACAAAAAAAUGCUGCGAAUUCAAAGAGACUGAUGAGUAUAAACAAAAAUUACCCAAAUAUAAUGGUUUCUAUUCACAUUAUGGACUUUCAAAGGAUGAAAUCGAGAGACGAGAAGAAAAGCUGCGCAAAAAUGUCGAGGUCUACCGGAGACGAUCCAGUCAUCACUUUGAAAAACAAGACAAUUUGGCAAAGGCUAAUGAAGAGGCUUUCGCUAAGUGGCUUCAAAAGAAGAUGUGCAAUCCUAUGAGUCGAUCGAAUCCCGUAAACAUGUACGAUAUGAAACCAAUUUUUAAGAAAAAGCAAAAGUCACAUAAAUUACCACAACGGAAGAAUCGAUACACAAUUCAACGUCAAAUGGAAACGGAAGAACAGGAAGACGAUGAUGAUGAUGACGAGGAGGAGGAGGUAGAUGAUGAAGAAGUAGACAAUGUGGAUGUAGAUGAGGAAUCGAAAACAGAGCAAGAUGAAGAAGACGAGGACGACGAUAUUGAUAUUGAAAAUAAUGAGAUUUUAGUGCCAGAGCCUAGCGAUGAGAAUGGAAAUGAACAGGAAAAUGAGGAAGAGGAUGAGCAUCAUGAAAUACACAUUUGUGAUGAAAACUUAACAAAGCCACUAAUUUAAAAUCCGCAAAUAGUGAAAAUUAUGUCAAUUGCAAUUAAAACGAUAUUUUACCAAUAUUUCGCGUGCUCAUUGUCGCACUUGUAUCCCUAUACACAUGUGUACAUACAAAUAAUCCUAGUAUCUACACGAAUUUGUAUGUUUUCUGUAUUGUGAAAUAAUUUCAACAAAUUUUCACAAUUUUACUAAAUAAAACUAUUUUGAAA
Molecule: messenger RNA, 1784 nt
Organism: Chironomus riparius
Lineage: Eukaryota; Metazoa; Arthropoda; Insecta; Diptera; Chironomidae
Source: the annotation of a GenBank genome assembly